Molecule: messenger RNA, 2295 nt
Organism: Trichophyton benhamiae CBS 112371
Lineage: Eukaryota; Fungi; Ascomycota; Eurotiomycetes; Onygenales; Arthrodermataceae
Exons: 2
Coding region: 1-2295 (764 amino acids)
Molecular function (GO): lipid binding
Source: RefSeq, a predicted model, not a curated record
AUGCUGUCGUGCUGCAGGCCACGAAAAGAUGCUACCGGUGAACGAGAGCCUCUGCUUCCAGCCUCAGAGUCAGAAACUGAGCUGCAGCGGAAGGUAAAGCAGAAAUUCCGUCAAUAUGAGAUGUUCCGAGCGUUGUCCGCUGGUUACAUGCCCACAACAGAGCAAGCAGCAGCUCUUCUGCGACUUGUCCUCGUUUCCGAUGUGCUGAACCCAGAUAACCCCAUGCUGAGUCCGAGGGGCGGAAGGAUAGCAAAGGAUUGUCGAGCGUGGACCCGAAUAUUCAUUGCUCUGCUGCGAGAGAAAAACAGUGGCGAUCAGCUACAGGAAAUCAUAAGCCAGUUCAUCCACUCGAACGUUUCUAUAAACACAGCCCAGGUUGCUUCUGCAGCAUCAAAAUCCAAGGCCAGGGCAGAUACUAUUGCUGGUCUCAUAUUGCUGAAUGUCUGUGGCGGACAAGCUAAUUAUCUGAAUAUCAUAGCAUACGAAAGCGUACGCACCGUUGGUAAACUUCUUAUGACCAAUUCGGACUUUCGUCGUUUGAUCGGAGACAUUACCACUAUUGGCCGCAGCAUCUUUUCUGACACCACGGCAUCACUCUCAGACGCUAUAAGUAGGGUCGCAGAGGAGGUGGAGCCGUCGGAAUCACAGAAAAACAGUGUCAAGGCAACAAAUGGCGAUAAUAAACAGGCUCCCACCUCUGAUGAGUUAAUGCAAGAUGGGGAGCAAGUUAUGGAGACUGCGAAGGAAGGGCUGGAGGAUACCGGGUGUGCAGCCAAAAAGAGUGCUGAAACCAACAUAUCCACCGAAGUGCAAGAUUCACUCUUGUACCAGAUGAAAAAGACAGUGGAAGACUUGCGGUUAAGAUCUGAUUACGAUAAAUCCGUGUCAACCAUAUCAGGGCUUGUCCAGCGGUAUGCUGGAAUAUACAUGCAGACCAUAGGAUCCACAGUUGAGGGUGCUUCGGAUGCUUUGGACAUCGACCCAGAGUUGCAUGACGCCAUGAAGAACUUAUGGGAGCUUGCAAGAUCCUUUGGUAGCCAAAAUGAAUGGCAAUCUCUUGAAAGUAAAUUCCAGCAGCUGAUGCAAGGUGCCAAAAGAAGCACUGGAGUUAAUGACACACUUGACCACAUUGGACAAUCCAUUUACAGCCUCUUCACUGACCCCAGUUUCUGGGACUCUGGAGAGGACACCGUGAAGACCCUGAAGGAGAAAGUAAAGGAGACUGAAGGCGACCUGCCGCAACAGGAAUUCAAGGACUUCAUCUAUCAACUCAAGAAAACACUGAUAUCUGUCACCCAGGAUGCCGCUAUUGCGAAACUCAUCACAGCCACAAAGAAAAUUGCACUGGGUAUAUGUGAAGCCUAUCGUAAUGAAGGUAUUCGUCUUAUGGCAGACGCCCUCAACAUCUUCCUCCCUCUAUUAAUUCGAGCUAUCCAAUAUAUCCCCAUACCAAGAUUGGAAAUCUCGGUCCCUCAAAUGGAUCUUCUGCUUGAAAACGUUGUGAUUGAACCAGGUCACACUGUUCACAAUUCUUCGUUUCUUCCAUACCAAGUCCUAGUCACCACAAUAAGCAACAUGGAGCUUCGUAAGACCCAUUCGAAGGAGGCGGUUUCAGGCAUGAAAAACGUCGUUAACGUCACCCUCAAUGGCCUUUGUUUUUCCGCAAAUGAUUUUGGCUACUGGAUAAAAGCACAUAAACCUCCUUUCCCAUCCAUCUUUGACGAAGGAAUCGCUAGUUUCUGCCUUGAUCAACGCGGAAUCGAUGUGUCUUGUGAAUUCGAGGUUGGCAAAGAGCGGUUGGAACAGAUUCUGUCUCUCCGUGCAGUGAGAGUUCAUAUCCAUAAGUUGGACUACUCUAUUGCCAAGAGCCGCUGGUCAUGUAUCUUGUGGGCUCUCAAACCUUUCCUCAAACACAUGAUCAGACGCAGCCUGGAGAAAAUGAUAGCCGAAAAGAUAGUUGGCUAUGCUAGGACAGCAAAUCGAGAACUGCUCUUUGUGAGAGAGCGCCUACGCGCCGCGCGCAUAGCUGAUCCUGACGACUUCCUAACUUUUAUCAGAGCAGUUAUGGCUAGGCUGAGUGGGAAGGCGGACCCAGAUAUAUUCACUAGACUCGGGUUUGACGCUCAGCGGGGUGGUAUCUUCGACGGCGUCUAUGCCCCAGGCAGUCUUGCCAAAGCCUGGCAUGAGGAACAGCAGAGAGCGGACGAGCUUAUUGAAAGAAGCAGCCAGGACAGCCUUAACCAAAGGCCGACUUGGAGGAAUAGUAUAUUCGACGUCCCAGCCAGGGGCCACUAA